UUUCAACAUCUCUCUCCAUUAAAUAUUCCCAUUUUUACAAUCUUUUCUCCCUCCAAGCUUCUUCUCCUGCUCCUCGACUCUUCUUCCUUUUUUUUGUAUCAAAUGCAAGAGCUACAGUAUAUCGGACGAAGGGGAGAGCUGGGUGAUGUUGUCGACGGCGGUGACGUUGUCGACGGCGGGUCUACGCUGGUUGCCGACGGUGGGUCUACACCGGUUUCCGACGGCGGGCCUACGUUGGUUGCUAUUUCGGAUGCAACCUCAAGGGAAGACAACGACGAAGGCAAACCAAGAAGAUUUGAAUAACUUGAGCGGCAAAUCUUCUUUUCUUGAUUUUGUUUUUUUCAUUUUUGAUGUAUUUUCGAAAUAUAAAGGGUUGUCUGUCAGACAGACAACUUGUAAGUGCAGUGUCUGUAAGAGCCAUGAAAUUGUCUGUCAGUUGAAAAAUAAAUGUCUGUAAUUGAUAUUUAAUUGUUUGUCAUUUGUUUGUUAGUUGUCUGUAUUUGUUUUGAGUUGUGAAAUUGUCUGUAACUCAUACUUGUUUGUCAUUUCAUUGUGAGUUGUAUGUAAUUUGUGGUGAAAAUAAUGUCUGUCUCGUUAUCUCUAUUGUCUGUGUAGUCAUACGUAUUGUCUGUCUUCUUUAUGAAACAUAUUCCAAAAUGGUAAUUCACAAUAAAGUAAUGUCUGUAUGUGUAUACUUAUUGUCUGGAUGUGUAUAUUUAAUGUCUGCAUCGUUAUACUAAUUACAUCUCAAAAAAUAAACAUCACAAAAUACAGACAACUCACAAUCAAAUACCUACAACUCAAAACAAAUACAGACAACUCAAAACAAAUACAGAUAAUUAACCAUCAAUUACAGACAGACAGACAACUUCAUGACUCUUACAGACUACUCACAACAACAUGACAGACAACUCGAAACAAAUAAAGACAACUCAAAACAAAUACAGACAACUAACGAUCAAAUGACAGACAACUUCACGAGUCUUACUAACAAAUACAGACACUGCACUUACAAUUGUCUGUCAGACAGACAACCCUUUUUUUCGAAAACACACCAAAAAAUCAAGAAAAAAUCAUGAAAAGUAGAUCUUCUCAAGUCAUUCAAAGCUUCUGGGUCUGCACUUUCGUCGUUGUCUCCCCAUUUCAAGCUAUCCAACGUCACCCAGCUCUCCCCUUCGUCCGAUCUACUGUAGCUCUUGCAUUUGAUAAGAAAAAAGGAAGAAGAGGCGAGAAGCAGGAGAAGAAGCUUGGAGGGAGAAAAGAUUGUAAAAAUGGGAAGAUUUAAUGGAGAGAGAUGUUGAAAUGGGGAAGAAAUCAAGAUGUGGAGAAAAGAGAAAGAAAGGGGAGAAGAUGGGGGACGAGGGGCUGCG
Cuscuta europaea is the source of this 1370-nucleotide messenger RNA. The record is from the annotation of a GenBank genome assembly. Lineage: Eukaryota; Viridiplantae; Streptophyta; Magnoliopsida; Solanales; Convolvulaceae.